GUCCAUUCAUGAAUUCAACAUGGAGGAGCUGGUGGUGUAAAAAUCAUGGCUGUGAAAUGUUGAAUCGGGUCCGGGGGAGGCGAUAAAGUCAUUGACAGAGUGUUGUGGAUGAAUUCAUGAACGGAAUGCGGUAAACUGAGUCUCGCGACUAGUUAAACCCUCCGAGCAGCUGGUGACGGUUUAACUGUGAUGCAUGAGUUUGCACUUGGCUGAGCUGCUCGCGCUGACCAUGCAAGUGUGUCAGGUUGGUGAGUUAAUGUGAGCUGUGUGUGUGUGUGUGUAUGUAUGUGUAUGUGUGUGCGCCAGCUAACGCAGAUGGACACUGGACAAGUGACCGGGGUGUACGGAGAGGUCAACAGUCUCCCUGUGCCUGUUUCUGCCCAUGUGAGUGAAGAGCAGCUCCCAGAGACCCGGACAUACACCGUGACUGCUGAGUGGACACAGAAUGACCUGGUCCGAGGAUCCAGACUUCGCUUCUCGCAGCAGUGGAUUCUGAUCACAGACAGCAACGACCACAAGAGCAUCAGGACUGUUCUCCCACCUGGACCCUGUGUACCUGUGUCUGGAGAGUUACUGAGUGAACUCUCUCCUGUUCGAGGCCGGAGGGCUGUUGUCAGAGAAACAAGUGGCCACCAGCUCCUCGAGAUAUGGGACCACCACGGCCUCAGGAAAUCCCUCAACCUGACGGCUCUGGACAAACACGGCCGAGUGUACGAUGAUGCUCAGUUUGGCUGUCUGUCAUGGUCAGAGUGUGAGAAGAAACUGCUGUAUAUUGCUGAGAAGAGCAAGAACACAUCAGCAGAAACACAGGAUGGGGAAUCUACAUGCAAGAAGCCCGCACAGGACAGGAAUGUGUACUGUGAGGACUGGGGUGAGGCUCUGACCAAUAAGAGUGUUCCAGUGAUUUGUGUGGUGAAUCUGCAGAGCGGCUGCAUCAGUGUUCUGCAGGACAUCCCGCCUGAUGUCUCACCUGGACAGGCUCUGUGGGCUCCUGGCAGUCAGUCAGUGUUUUUCGUCGGUUGGUACCAUGAACCCUUCAGACUCGGACUGAAGUUCUGCUCCAACCGCAGGUCAGCAUUAUUCAAGCUUGACCUGGAUGGAAACUGUGAAUGUCUCUCUGGAGACAACCUGUCAGUGUCCUGUCCCAGGCUGAGUCCAGAUGGGUCCACGCUGAUCUACCUGCAGGGCCGAGUGUUUGGUCCUCACAACCAGUGCCUCAGUCUGCAGCAGUUGGACCUGAAGAGUGGGAAGACAUCCACACUGUUGGAUGUUGUCAACAGACCACAGACUGGUGAGUUUGCAGGUGUGUACGAGGCUCUGCCCCCCUGCUGCUGGUCUGCAGACAGUCAGAGAGUGGUGUUCAGUAGCGCCCGCAGAAACUGGAAGGAUCUGUUUAUGAUCGACAGGACAUCGAACAAAGUUACCUCCCUCUCUGAUAGUCUCUCUGAUCUUUCCAAAGUUUAUGGCAGCUGGAAGCUGCUCACUGUCCAGAAGGACCUGAUAGUCGUCUGCUGCUCCAGCCCUAACAUACCUCCCACUCUGAGGGUGGGUUUCCUCCCCUCAGCAGGUGAGGCUGUGACCUGGGGAACCCUGCAGCAACCCAUCAUUACCUUUGACUUCCCCUGGACAGUUCUAGAUAUUAAACCACCACCAGAGGAGGAGAACACACAGUACUCUGGUUUAGACUUCGGGGCUGUCCUGGUGAAACCAUCACGCCCCCUCCAUGAGGCCAAGAUACCUCUGGUUGUCUUCAUCCAUGGUGGCCCCCACUCUCAGUUCCCAGCAGUGUGGAACAGCACCACAGCUGGACUGGCUAAACUCGGCUUCGCUGUGCUCAUGGUGAACUACCGGGGAUCUACAGGGUUCGGCCAGGACAGCAUUUUGUCCCUGAUUGGUCAGACUGGAAGCCAGGAUGUAAAAGAUGUGCAGACGGCCGUGCUAACUGUGCUGCAGAGGGAUGUCACCCUCGACCCUGAACGGUUGGCCGUGUUUGGUGGUUCUCACGGGGGUUUCCUGUCUUGUCAUCUGGUUGGUCAGUACCCAGAGUUCUACAGAGCAUGUGUGGCCAGGAACCCUGUCAUUAAUGCUGCUACUUUGUUGGGCACCAGUGACAUAGUUGACUGGCGCUACACCACUGUGGGGAUACAGUAUUCAUACGACCAGAUCCCCACUGCUGAGGCCAUGGCUACUAUGUUAGAGAGGUCACCCAUCACACAUGCUGCUCAGAUCAAGGCUCCAGUGUUGCUGAUGCUGGGGGGCAGAGACAGACGAGUGUCUCCUCACCAGGGUCUGGAGCUCUAUAAAGCGCUGAAGAGCAGAGCAUCACCUGUCAGAUUGUUGUGGUUUCCAGACGACGGACAUUCUCUGUCCAGAGUGGACACACAGGCUGACUGCUUCCUCAACACAGUGCUGUGGCUGCAGCAGCAUCUCUGAAGUCACACACAGCUACACACACACACAAACUGUGGUGAAGCUUUACUGAGGGAGUUCUGCCACGGUUCAACUUCCUCAUGAAAGAGGAUAAAUUAGUUAUCUUGCAUAUACCUUUGCCAUUUUAACAGCAAAAACACAUUCUGUAUGUUACAAUGUAUUCAAUUUUGGUAACACAUUUCUAAAUCAAAGCAUGUAAUAAAACAAAAUCUUACAAAACCUGUA
Molecule: messenger RNA, 2655 nt
Organism: Epinephelus moara (kelp grouper)
Lineage: Eukaryota; Metazoa; Chordata; Actinopteri; Perciformes; Serranidae
Gene: apeh2
Product: S9 family peptidase
Exons: 21
Coding region: 286-2433 (715 amino acids)
Biological process (GO): proteolysis
Molecular function (GO): serine-type endopeptidase activity
Source: RefSeq, a predicted model, not a curated record